Messenger RNA from Symbiodinium sp. CCMP2592, 1086 nucleotides. NCBI's taxonomy places the organism in Eukaryota, Dinophyceae, Suessiales, Symbiodiniaceae. The record is from the annotation of a GenBank genome assembly.
AUGGCCUGGAUGGGGGAGCGCGAUGGAGCUCAAGGGCCCGAGGGCAAUGUGAUUUCGGAGGAGGGCUGGAUGCCGGUGGCCUCGUUGGUCGACUCUCUCCGCCGUGAACCGGCCGCCCAAGAGCUCGAGAUCAACCUCGCCCUCCUUCAGAAGUUGGAGCGCACGAACUCGAAAGCGAGGUUCGUGCUCAGACAGAUGAGCUCAGAAGGGGAGUCGGAUGGAGAAUGGUAUGCAGCGGCGUGGGCUGGACACACGCUGCCAGGUGUGGUCGGCCCUGGAGCCGUCUCCACCCCGCCUCCGAUCCUCCUCCACGGCACUUACAGGUCUAAGAUUCCCCCGAUUCAACUGAACGGGCUCCUUCCGCUACGCCGGGCUUUGCAUCUGCAAGACCCGUCCUGCAAGUCUGGCAGGUGGCGGGCAGACCUUGAAGUUGCCGUGACUGUCGACACGGUUCGAGCAGUUCAAGAAGGCUGCGUCUUCAGACUCACAGGAAACGGAAUCUGGUUGACCAGUCAACCGAUUCCGACCAGCGCUAUCCUCUCUUAUGCGCCCUGGUCGGCCAAAGUCGAAGCCCACGCGAAGGGGCUUUGGCAGGGAAAGCUCCGUGAGGCGUCCCAAGGGGAGGGCGAGGGGCGUUUCGCCCCCGGCCGUCCCGAGGAGAGCGAAGCUGGUACCGGACCGAGCCCACGCCUCGACCUCCAAGCCUACCAGGGCAGCCGCCCGGCGCCAAAGGAGGCCGAUGUUGACUUUGGCCGGUCGACUUCGGAGUCCGGCUCCGACGGUGCUCCAGCAGAGGCAACUUCGGAACUGGAAGACGCCUCCUCCACGGUGGCCCCGACUUACAACGGUGAGUGGGCCACACCAGACGGCCUGAAGUGUCUCUUGUGUGACGCAUACCUAGACGGGGGCCACCUCAUGACCCCUAUCCACAACUCGCGCAUGCGGUGGCACCUGAAGCAAAGGGCCAAGCGCAACGAGACGGCGCUAGCGACGCGGCUGGGAGACCUUACGUUGGAAACCCGCCAAAAAGCAGCGGCACCAGAGCGCCCCGGCUCUUCCAAAGGAAAGAAGCUCCGCAGGCGCUAG